Spirodela intermedia is the source of this 1342-nucleotide messenger RNA. NCBI's taxonomy places the organism in Eukaryota, Viridiplantae, Streptophyta, Magnoliopsida, Alismatales, Araceae. The record is from the annotation of a GenBank genome assembly.
AUGUCAGGACAAGAAAAAGGGGAAACGGGCCAGCUCCAACCCACGGCAACCGCGAGAAACAAUUAUCUUGAAAUUGGCGGAAAACCCUAACCCUAGCCGCCACUAGGGAAAAAUAUCAGCACAGCGCCUGAUGAAGAAACAACAAUGAGAAGAGUGGCGAAGGGAAAUCGUCUUCGCAGACGAGUGAGCGACGGAAAUCUCCGUUCACGAGCGGGAAAACGCCGAUCGAGCAGCAGUCGAUCGAUCACACUGCUCGGGGGAGAAUCGAAACACAGAUUGUAUCAACAUCUACCCAGUUAGCACGUAGAAUUUUUUUAAUAAAAAAGGAAGAAAAAAUAUGAGAAACUUUUAGGUGCGGACAGGCGUAGAGGUGAGGGCUCUCGGACACCUUUUAAAGAGGCGACACCUUCGCUCACUGACUGCUCCGGAGAAACAACGAUCGUUAGAUCCUGGGCCGUCCCCAGCUGGUGUGGAUCGAAUCCCGAGCGGGCCCGAUUGAUCCGAGUCCACCAGCCUUUCCCAAACCAAAGCAAGACCCGACCGAUUCACUUUUUUUUAAAAAAAUAUUAGUUCGUAUUAAAUAAUAAAUAGUUUUGAUAAAUUACUCAAAUGCAUAUAAAUGCACAUUUAUAUAAUUUAAAUAAGUUUUUAAUACUCCAAUAUUUUAUACAAAAUUUUAGAACACCCGGCAAAAACCUUGCCCAGAACCAAUAUACAUGCAUAUCUUUUGUGUAAAUUACUUGAUAUUUAUUUAUAACAUCCGGCAAAAAUGAUUGCCCACGUGUCGAUCACGUGGCCUCGAAGAACUUUUGCCUCGUGUGGGUGUGAAGACUUUAGAGGUCUCGAGCCCAUGCAAAUGAGAUAUUGCCCAUGUAGCAAUAAGAAGGCCCGGGGGGCAUGCAAGUGAAAGCCCGAAUUAUUAAAGAAAUAUAUACAUUUAUAUUUACAUAAUUAUUUCGUGUUAAAUGAGUGAAAUAAUUUAUAUGAAAUGUAUAAUACCCAGCGGAAACAUUGCCCACAAAGCAAUUAAAUGGUUCGGGGUGAAUUAUAAGAGAAGCAUACAUAUAUACAUAUUUGCAUUAUUUAAAUUACAUUAAAGGAGUCAACUAGUUUUUAUGAUAUUCAUUUCGCCAAGUUAAUAACGCUGCUUCAUGUCGACUUGAACAGGUAGAUGUUAGAGCAAUUUAGGCGGAAAUUUGGAUUGGGAUUGGUAGGGGCCGCGCGAACGCAGGCCCCCGCUGACACAAAUUAUGACGUACACUCUCCCACUUGGGGAGAUGUUAGGCGGGCGCCCCCACUCAGUGCAAUGUGGGUCGCCAACCUAGGCCAUGAGCCUUCUUGA